Xenopus laevis (African clawed frog) is the source of this 4736-nucleotide messenger RNA. It is a transcript of the gene pax7.L, whose product is annotated as paired box 7 L homeolog. Gene Ontology annotation, biological process: Wnt signaling pathway; hatching gland development; regulation of transcription by RNA polymerase II. Gene Ontology annotation, molecular function: DNA binding; RNA polymerase II cis-regulatory region sequence-specific DNA binding; DNA-binding transcription factor activity, RNA polymerase II-specific. The transcript has 9 exons. NCBI's taxonomy places the organism in Eukaryota, Metazoa, Chordata, Amphibia, Anura, Pipidae. The coding region runs from base 1015 to 2520 and encodes 501 amino acids. The record is from RefSeq and is a predicted model, not a curated record. Gene Ontology annotation, cellular component: nucleus.
AAAGAAAGAAAGAAAGAAAGAAAGAAAGAAAGAAAGAAAGAAAGAAAGAAAAAGAAAAGUUUGCAGAGAAAUUAGUGGAACAUUAUCAGAAUUAUCAGAAUAUGGGCUCAUACUCCCUAAGCAUUUCCAGCUCCGAUUCCUUUAACAAUAAAUAAAAAAAUAAUUCCCAGUAAAAGAAAAAAAAAACAACAGUUAAUGAGGAAUCGCGGUUGCAGCAACCGGAAAAUCUCGUUAUUGAGGAGAUUCUCCCUUCCACAUGGAAAGUCUGUUCUAUAGAAAUAAACCCAAAUACAAAGAAUCAGCCUAGUUGUGUAAAUAUUCUAUUUAAUAAAAAUUUUUUUAAAAAAAAACAACUAUGGACUAAACAUGGAAUAACUGCGGGUCCCUUUACUCGUCUGCUGUGUUUCUGUUUGCCCGGUGCAAGUUCGGAGCUACCAAACAUAUUUCCCCCCUGGUCCCUGUGUGAGAAGGAGGCAAAGUGCAGAAUGAGGGGAGCCAGACCCUCCCCAGCCCAAGUCUUGUCACUUCUUGUUGCUAUUGGUCCAGCGGCCCCAGCACAUUGGCCCCUUCCCUCUUCAUGAAUAAAAGAGGCAAGAGAAAGCCUAUGAAUGAUCACAAACUCUCCUCCUACACAAAGUUGGGCACUUAAACAACUUCCAAACCUCUCAGCUGAUCAGACUUGAUCCCCUCAUCCCACCCCCAGAAAACCACAGCAAAUCCAUCAGUUACAAGAUACAAAGUGGCAGAAGGGAAGGAUCUGGUCCUUGGGUCGCACUUGAGCAUCUUUCUUGCUUCUCCUGCUGACCACGCAGAAGGUUUCUCAUACCAACUUGUGAGGACUCUUCUAGGCUCCCUUUGUUGAUCCAAACAGAACCUUCUCCUGGUUUAAGAGUUGGAGGCAGCACAGACUGAGGAAGGCAGUUUCUUUGUGAUUUGCCCCCUCCUUCUUUGGGUUUUGUUGAGUUGCACCAAGAGUAGGUGUCUUGUUCUUCUUCUACUGCCCAGUUGGGUGUGAUGGCUGCUCUGCCCGGUACCAUACCAAGGAUGAUGCGACCUGCCCCAGGACAGAACUAUCCUCGCACCGGAUUCCCUUUGGAAGUAUCUACCCCCCUUGGACAGGGGCGAGUGAACCAGCUGGGAGGGGUAUUUAUUAAUGGCAGGCCCCUGCCCAACCACAUUCGUCAUAAGAUCGUGGAGAUGGCCCAUCAUGGGAUCCGACCCUGCGUCAUUUCCCGCCAGCUAAGAGUUUCCCACGGGUGUGUGUCCAAAAUCCUGUGCAGGUACCAGGAGACUGGAUCCAUCCGGCCUGGGGCCAUCGGGGGCAGCAAACCCAGGCAGGUGGCCACCCCGGAUGUGGAGAAGAAGAUUGAGGAAUACAAGCGGGAAAACCCCGGAAUGUUCAGUUGGGAGAUUCGGGACCGGCUGCUCAAGGAUGGCCACUGCGACCGUAGCUCUGUCCCCUCAGGUUUAGUGAGUUCGAUUAGCCGAGUCCUGAGAAUCAAGUUUGGGAAGAAGGAGGAAGAUGACGAUUGUGACAAAAAGGAGGAAGAUGGGGAGAAAAAGGCCAAGCACAGUAUUGACGGAAUCCUGGGGGACAAAGGAAACCGUAUUGACGAGGGGUCGGAUGUGGAAUCAGAACCAGACCUGCCAUUAAAACGCAAGCAACGACGCAGCCGUACAACAUUCACAGCAGAGCAGCUGGAGGAAUUGGAGAAAGCCUUUGAGAGGACACAUUAUCCUGACAUUUACACCCGGGAAGAACUGGCACAGAGAACCAAACUUACCGAGGCCCGUGUCCAGGUCUGGUUCAGCAACCGCAGGGCACGUUGGCGCAAACAGGCAGGAGCCAAUCAACUCGCAGCAUUUAACCACCUGCUCCCUGGAGGGUUCCCUCCCACUGGGAUGCCGGCGCUGCCUCACUAUCAGCUCCCAGACUCCUCCUACUCCGCAGCCAGCCUUGGCCAAGAUGUCGGAAGCACAGUUCAUAGACCCCAACCUCUGCCUCCCUCUUCAAUGCACCAGGGAGGCCUUUCAGCUGCUGACACAGGUUCUGCCUAUGGUGCCAGACACAGCUUCUCCAGCUACUCCGACACUUUCAUCAACCCAGGAGGGCCGUCCAAUCACAUGAACCCCGUCAAUAAUGGCCUCUCCCCGCAGGUUAUGAGCAUCUUAAAUAGUCCCGGUGGGGUUGGACCUCAGUCCCAGUCCGAUUUCUCCAUCUCUCCUCUGCACGGUGGACUGGAAACCAGUAACUCUCUCUCUGCCAGUUGCAGUCAGCGCAGUGACUCCAUUAAGUCUGUAGACAGUUUGUCCACCUCUCAGUCCUACUGUGCCCCCACUUACAGCUCAAGCGGCUACAGCAUGGACCCCGUGGCUAGUUAUCAGUAUGGCCAGUAUGGACAAACCGCUGUUGAUUACCUGGCAAAAAAUGUCAGCUUGUCAACACAGCGCCGGAUGAAACUUGGGGACCAUUCAGCCGUAUUAGGUCUUUUACCCGUGGAGACCGGCCAAGCCUACUAAAGCAAAGCCAUGAUAGUAACUUGCACCAGAAUCCUCUGAGAAUCAGAGCAGCUUCUACAUCUUCUGAGACCUGUCCAUUGCUUCAUCUCCUGCUUCAGGACAACAACAUCAAGGUGCUUCUCCACUAACCACCUCCUAACUCCCUGCCAUGUAAGUCAACUGGCGGUUCUUCCCAGGAGUCAUUUCCUGCACUUUUAUUUUUAAAAAAAUUAAAAAUAUUAUGACAAAUGUCUGCCACUUGGUGACAAACUGAAACAGUCAAGUUUUGGGAGGACCAACUCUUGAUAUUGAUCUCCCAAGACGAUAAGCUCUGGGUAAUAGAAGGAAAAAAAACGAUUUUAUUUCUUCGCCGGCAUUUUUCUUUUCUUUCUCGAUUUGCCUGUAACAAAAAAAAAGAAGAAAGAAAUCGACAGCCUAUUUUGGAGUAACGUUAAAGGACCAAUGAAGACUUCAGAUAUGACUUUGCAUCCUUGUAUUCGCUGUGGAUUUUGUGCUGGAAAUUACAGUUCAGUGGAUAUUUAUGCAACAAUUGUGAUGGAAAACAAUGGACCUUUGCGAAAAUGAUUGAAAUUUGGAAAACUCAAUUUCUGCAAAAUUUGCAGAUUUAGAAGCACGUUAUCUACUAUAGGUAACAUUAAAUGCAACUUCUUUGUGUAUAAUGAUGGCACUGUUUCAUGAGCCCUAAAGUAAGUGUUUUUUUGGGGCUGAUUGCGUCCCACUUUAAAUGUGUGAUACAAAUGAAUAGAAAACGUUUGCAGGGAGAAAUAUUGGGCUUCAGCUUCAGCCUAUAGAGACUUUGCACAAGGUAUCCAUGUGAUCUUAUUGUUGGUUUUGACAUGGGUUCAAGCACGUCUGUGUAGGUUUCCAAAUCCUGCGCUUUCCUCCAAGGACCACAAGAAUAUUCGCUGAUUCUUAGGACCAAUACCAAUUUCCAGAAAUUUUUAACAAGAGCUCACUUUUCUUCAGUUUGAUUGCUAAAUAUUUGAAAUGGUGUCUUGUAGCUGACUGUCCCCUCCCAGGUCGGGAAGCUUGGGCUUGCCAAAUGGUCCAAAGAGGUCCAUCAAAAAACAAAAAAACAGAGACAAAAGCCGGACUGUGACCAAAUGGGCCCCGAAAAUCAUAGAAAUAGUAGUAUUAUAGGGCACAAAUGUAUAUGUUCACGAAAUUGUUAAAGCGCGGCCAACUUUAAAAAUGAUGUAAAUAAGGACGUUGUUAUUCCCUUCUAUGUGAAAGAAACUCCUAAAUCAUUCCAGUGAGAAGAUUUCGUUUUGAGUUUUCUUGUGGACCGUAAUAUUGACCGGAUGUUUUAGUAAGGUUCCUGUAAACUAAUUGAGUGGUGUCGUCUGAAAAUUUAUAUAUCAAAAUCCCAAAUUAAAAAAAAAUAAAUAAAAAAAAAGUCUAUUUAAAAUAAUGUUACCAGAGAAAGCUAAGGGUUGAAGAAGCACAAUCGGAUUCCGAAAAAUAACCCCCAGCUUUGGUUGGAUUGUAUUGGAGAGAGAUGGGCUGAAACGUUAAGCCAUUUGGAGCAUAAGUGAGUAUGGUGACGUUAAAUAGCAUUCCAUCAGUGGCGUAACUACCAGGGGUGCAGAGGGUGUGAUGGCACCUGGGCCCGCACCCUCUUGGGGCCCACCGGGGCCACGAUUAUGGAUAUCGUGGGUGGUUGGGCAGGGGGAGAUUUUACAGAGCACGCGAUUCAUAGGGGGGAGGGCCCGACACCAGGGCCUGCCGAUGAGUAGUUACGCCACUGCAUUCCAUCAACAUAUUCCUGAAGAAUCCCACUAUAAUCUCAUGGAUAUAUGGACAUUAUGCCUUUUUUAUACUUCUGCAAAAAACAACUCUGUUGAAUGUAGAUCCGGGACUUCUAUGUAUUUUACUUCUAACAUGGACUUGCUUGUUCUAAUCUACAUCCCAGGAGCCACGUAACUAGUUCUAGAUAACAUUCCAUCCACUGCCCCUGUAUCUGACUCACAGCUACCUUGCUUCACAUGUGUAAAUAUAUAUAUAUACAUAUAUAUAAUCCUGCUAUAAUUUAUUCAGCUAUAUUAUGUGGUAGAGUAGGAAGAUAAAUCAAUACUUGUUUUAUCGUGUCUGUGCUAGCAGAUGUUUGCAUUGCGCUGAUGACCAGCAGCGGGGGGUCUACCUGCCGCCUGUAUGUGUUUUCUGUGCACCUCAGGCAUUCCUGUUAUAUAUUAAAGAAGAUUCAAUUCUAACCGGCA